Molecule: messenger RNA, 3155 nt
Organism: Solea solea (common sole)
Lineage: Eukaryota; Metazoa; Chordata; Actinopteri; Pleuronectiformes; Soleidae
Gene: lhcgr
Product: luteinizing hormone/choriogonadotropin receptor
Exons: 11
Coding region: 127-2238 (703 amino acids)
Biological process (GO): luteinizing hormone signaling pathway; phospholipase C-activating G protein-coupled receptor signaling pathway; ovulation cycle process
Cellular component (GO): membrane
Molecular function (GO): luteinizing hormone receptor activity
Source: RefSeq, a predicted model, not a curated record
UACACUGCUGUAGUUUCAGUCAAAGACAUUGUGAGGAAGAGUCAAAUAUCUUAAUGCGCAUGAUCAAGUGUAUAAACACCACUUUCUCUUCUGUGUGUUCGGGCUUUUCCCCGGACAGCAGCAACGAUGCGGACUUCUGCGCCAGUGCAACUGUUCUUGUCUCUUUUAUUACUGUUUGGAUGCAAAGGCGCAGCUGGUUUCGCGUGCCCGAGGAUCUGCCGCUGUUUAUCUAACACCAUCAGGUGCAACAACGUGACAGAAGGCUCUACUCCGAUGAUGGGUCACAGAUAUAAAAGGCUGUUUCUCUAUCACUUGUCACUUCGCACCAUUUCCAGCCAUUCUUUUGAAGGUUUGACGGGAGUCCAGAGGAUUGAUAUUGCUCAGAGUGUAAGCCUGGAAACCAUUGAGACACUGGCGUUUAAUAACCUCCUCAACGUCUCUGAAAUCUCAAUCCACAACACCAGGAAUCUGAUGCACAUUGGCAGAAGGACAUUUAAUAACCUUCCUAAACUACAUUACCUGAGCAUCUCAAACACUGGGAUAACACAUUUCCCUGACAUUACAUCCAUCCAUUCUCUUGAAUCAGAGUUCAUCUUGGACAUCUGUGACAACCUGUAUCUGUUGGAAAUACCUUCAAAUUCUUUCAAUGGAAUGACAAAGGAAUACAUCACAAUGAACCUGUAUAACAAUGGCGUCAAAGAAAUACACGACCAUGCCUUCAAUGGAACAAAGAUAGAUAAGCUAGUGUUGAAGAAAAACCGAAACCUCAGAGUAAUCCACAGAGACGCUUUCAAAGGAGCCAAAGGCCCUGGUGUCAUGGAUGUUUCUGCGACAGCUCUCGCACAAUUACCAUCACAGGGGCUGGAGUCAGUUCUGGUGUUGCUGGCUCGGUCGGCAUACACCCUGAGAAGUCUGCCUCCUCUGCAGGGGCUGUGGAGCCUGCGAGAGGCCCAUCUCACCUACAACAGCCACUGCUGUGCACUGCUGAACUGGGAUGCACAAAGGGACUUCCCAGUUAAUCCUUGGACAAAUGGCUCUAAGUAUUGUGGUGACAGUGAUCCAUCAGCAAGGGCUCAAGCCAUCGACCUGACAUUUUUCCCAGAUUACGACCUGUUUGCCAGGAACGAAGGUUUUGGUGAUGUAAACUUCCUCUAUCCAGAGCUCGACUUCUGUCAGACACAGCCGAGUUUGACUUGCACGCCUGAAGCAGAUGCUUUCAAUCCCUGUGAGGACAUUGCAGGUUUCAGUUUUCUCAGAGUGGCCAUUUGGUUCAUCAACAUUCUAGCUAUCGCAGGAAACCUGUCAGUGCUCCUGGUUUGCUUCACCAGCAGAAGCAAGAUGACGGUCCCCCGCUUCCUUAUGUGCCACCUGGCCUUUGCUGACCUCUGCAUUGGGGUCUACCUUCUGAUGAUCGCGACCGUUGACCUGCGUACGCGCGGCUUCUACAGUCAGCACGCGAUUGAGUGGCAGACGGGGCCGGGCUGUAGUGCUGCAGGCUUCCUGUCAGUGUUUGGCGGUGAACUGUCCGUCUACACCCUCUCCACCAUCACCCUGGAGCGUUGGCACACCAUCACUAAUGCUUUGCAGGUGGAGCGCCGCCUCACACUUUCGCAGGCAGCAAGUAUAAUGGCAUUUGGUUGGGUCAUCUGUUUGGGGAUGGGGAUUCUGCCCCUGAUUGGUGUGAGCAGUUACUCCAAAGUCAGCAUGUGCUUACCAAUGGACAUAGAGACACAUUUGGCCCAGGCCUUCAUCAUAAUUAUCCUGCUCUUCAACGUGGGCACCUUCGUCGUUGUGUGUGUUUGUUAUGUGCUGAUCUAUCUGGCUAUAAAACACCCAGAAUUCCCCGGAAGAAGUGCGGACACCAAGAUUGCAAAGCGCAUGGCUGUGCUCAUCUUCACUGACUUCCUCUGCAUGGCACCUAUCUCCUUCUUUGCUAUCUCCGCUGCGUUCAAAGUCCCCCUCAUCACAGUCACCAACUCCAAGAUUCUGCUGGUGCUCUUCUUCCCCAUCAACUCUUGCGCCAAUCCGUUCCUCUACGCCAUCUUCACCAAGGCUUUCAGAAAGGAUGCACUUCAGCUCCUGAGCACUGCGGGCUGCUGCGAAAACAAGGCCCGCAUUUACCGCAUGGAGGCCUACUGUGCUGAAAACCCCGAUGACAAAGGAGCCCUCGCAGGAGUGAGGCUGGCUGCCUUGCAGCAGCAGAGCCAUGAUGUGAAGGAGGAAGAUGAGCUCAACUGAAAUCAACAAGGCAAUGUCAGAGAAAUAUGGGCCACGGUUUAGUUCAACGUUUUUUUGUUGAAAAUGUGAAAAAAGUGACAGGAGAUACUGAGUAAAACCAGUCCACAGAGGCUGCUCUUAAAGGUCCAGUGUAAAAGAAUCAGUGACACCUAAAGGUGAGACUUCUUAUUGCAGCAAAUUGACACCUAAUUAAGUAGUACUGUGGCCUUUGCACAGAAAAGGAUAUAAACACUCAGUGUGUUUACAUGUAACCAAAGGGGAAGCCAUUUUAAUAUUUAACAGCUACUCUGGGCAUUUAUAGCAGAAAUCCAUGAUUCAGUGCCUCUUAGUUAAACUGCCCAAUCUUUGAUAUCCACAGUGCUAAAUGUCACUUUCAUUCACGUGCAUAUUCACAGUGUAAGUUGUGGGCAUCUCCACAAUUCCACUUUGGCAUAUAUAUAUAUAUAUAUAUAUAUAUAUAUAUAUAUAUAUAUAUGUAUAUAUUUUCCAGUUCUACGAAGACGAAUGACUUGACCGCAGUUGGAAUCAUGACUAGUCAGUAAAUUAUAGAUAUUUCAAACUGGAAUUAUGCCAUAGGCAUGCUACCUCAAACUACUUUCUUUGACAUACUAUUUCAAUGUAUGUAAAAAAAAUUAAGUAAAUAAAUCUGUAUCCAAAACUGACCACUGGGUGGAAGAGUUACACAACUGAACUGCUCCAUGGCUUUUAUAUUUUAUAUUAUUAUAUUAUUUUUAAAUGUCUUUGAGGGAUCUUGUCAAUAAAAUAAUUCACGCAGUCUAUGUGUUAGUAGGCCACAUGUACUGCAUAUACGAUGUUUGUUAUUAUUAUGUAAUAUGUGUAAGGUGGCAUUUGUUUCUGUUUUCAUAAGAAGAAAAAAAUACAUUAUAGUGAAACUUGAAACAAAAAUAAUAAAAAUA